Messenger RNA from Eimeria tenella, 345 nucleotides. RefSeq lists its product as uncharacterized. Lineage: Eukaryota; Apicomplexa; Conoidasida; Eucoccidiorida; Eimeriidae. The record is from RefSeq and is a predicted model, not a curated record. Gene Ontology annotation, molecular function: ice binding. Bases 1 to 345 code for a protein of 114 amino acids. The transcript has a single exon.
AUGACAGCAGCGGCAAGAGCAGCCGCUGCAGCAGUAACAGCAGCUGCAGCAGUAGCAGCGACAGCAGCAGCAAGAGCAGCCGCUGCAGCAGUAACGGCAGCUGCAGCAGUAACGGCAGCUGCAGCAGCAACACCAGCUGCAGUAGUAACAGCAGCUGCAGCAGCAACAGUAGCCAAUGCAGCAGUAACGGCAGCUGCAGCAGCAACAGCAGCCAGUGCAGCGGUAGCCGUAGCUAAAGCAGCAAAAGUAGCUGCAGCAGCAAUAGCAGCAGCAACAGCAUCUGCAGCAGCAACAACAGCUGCAGCAGCAAUAGCACUAACAGUAGCAGCAGCAGCCAAAGCCUAA